Molecule: messenger RNA, 1184 nt
Organism: Patiria miniata (bat star)
Lineage: Eukaryota; Metazoa; Echinodermata; Asteroidea; Valvatida; Asterinidae
Product: histamine H2 receptor-like
Exons: 1
Coding region: 29-913 (294 amino acids)
Biological process (GO): G protein-coupled receptor signaling pathway
Cellular component (GO): membrane
Molecular function (GO): G protein-coupled receptor activity
Source: RefSeq, a predicted model, not a curated record
AUGUCAAGAAAACCGCAGCAAUUCUGCAAUGGAUGACGUAGACGCAGCCUUAAUGGGAGCCAGUAUCCUCAUGCAAGUGGUUGCUGGCAUCGCAGUGGUUUUGAAUCUUCUCGUGGUGGUGGUGUUUGCUCGAACCAAGCAACUCCGCAUCAAGUACUUCGGCUUCGUCUUCAAUCUCGUACUCGCCGACAUCGCAUGCCCUGCCGCAGCGAUUGUUUAUAUCCACUUUAAACACGUGGCUACGGUUCUUGCCCUUGUUCGGUCUUUUUUCUUGACCGGGCAGCUCAGCAUCUUGGCCGUAGCCGUGAAUCGUUUGCUGGCACUGUCUCUGAUGCCGCCUGCCCGCUAUGACGCCGUGGUGACACCCGUCCGUAUGGUGGUCGCAUGUCUCCUGAUUUGGAUCCUAUCUGCCGUGCUUUUCUUAUCUACGAUGAAACUUCAAGACGCGACCAUCAACUGGUUGAUCCAAGCUCUGACUCCCAUUUUUAUUCUGAUCGUCACUGGGGUUCUAUACCUUGUGGUCUUCCGUAAGAUCUCCAGGUAUAUGCCGCCACUGGCGUCCAUCGCUGGAACCAAUAACAUAGAUGGACAGGCUGGUACCCGCGUGCGCCAAACGCGUCACCUUAUGGUGACGUUCACGAUCAUAUUCGUGGCGUCUGCUGUCUGUUGGCUGCCAUUUUGUGUGGGCUUUAUCAUCCUGUUCACGCACGGCGAACCCACCUUGUCGGUAGUGGUAUUCCUGCAGUACAGCUAUGCGGUGUUGCUGUUUAAUUCCGCGCUCAACCCUUUCAUCUACUUUUGGCGUUUCCGAGAGGGGCGGGAAGGUUUCUAUAGGUUGAUGUGCGCAUGUUCCAGCCGCAGGAAAAACCAGGCGGAAAUGGAUGGCAACACUGUAGUGGAGACCGAAAUGUAACAUUAGGCCAUUGUGAAAACUGAAGCUGAAUCAUCUGUCAAUACACACGUGUGCCAAGUUUUUGUCGAGUUCCAUUUUACAUGCCGCUGGGUCUUCAAUCUAUAACUGCCAGAUUCCAUUUGGAUUUCCCUAAAAUAUGUUGUUUUUUCCUCAAACCUUUAAAAAGGUUUUUUUUCCACGGUCUUGCGUUCUUUUUUUGGGGUUCCUUUGGGUUUCGAAGCUAGAGUGUAUGUUUUCGCUUCAGGAUACAGAUGUUCCAAUAUAGAAUAAU